Schistosoma intercalatum is the source of this 1932-nucleotide messenger RNA. The record is from the annotation of a GenBank genome assembly. Lineage: Eukaryota; Metazoa; Platyhelminthes; Trematoda; Strigeidida; Schistosomatidae.
AUGACCAGAACGAAUUUAUUCACAUUUGGUGUCCCCAAGAUUAUAUUCUAUAUUGGGUUAUUAUGUGGAUGUAUAUUAAAUGAAACAGUAACAGAAAAAACAAUUUACAAUUAUGAAAUACCAAUCAAACCAAGAAUAUCUCAUCGACAGAAGCAGUUGCUAAAGUCAAUCCAUGUGCCAGAGAUUAGUUUUGAAGUUUAUGGAGAAUUUCCAACAAUUAAGCACUUUGAUUUAUUUGAAGAUGAGAUAACUUCCAAAUAUCAAAAAAUGUCACGAUUUCUAAAUUUACGAGAAAAGCGCGACUUACAAAACUCAGAGGAAACUUUUUUAAGUGAUAAACAUUCAGUUUUGAUUAAAAGUAGAAUUCAUUCUCCAUUGAAGAAUUGGGAUGAUAAAUUAACUGAUCCACAAUCUAAAAUAUACAAACUGUUAUCAACUAGUUAUUGUGAAUUUUUACUACAAAGUUUUCGGCAUGCGAAUACAAGUCAAUUUAAACAACCAAAAUGUACGUUUAUAGAAUUCACAAAAGGUUCUAUUAUACUCAACGCAAUACUAACAUUUAACGAAGCGAAUUAUUCACUAUUAUCUUCACAAGAUCUAUCAAAUUUAUUGAUAAAAGGCAGUGAAGAAUUGAUCAAUUCCAUAAUUAAUGAUAAAAAUUUUUCUCUAGAAUUCAAUUUUAAUGGAGAUUUUUCACUCAGAUUGACUGAAAUAAAAGAAGAAACUACUGUAUUACUUCCAACAUCACAACCUCUAUCAUCAUCAUCAUCAUCAUCAUCACCACUUUCGAUCACGACGAUGACGACAACAAUAACGAUGGCUGACGUAAAUGAAAUGUACUCAUACAUGAGGAGUUCUAUGGAUGAAAUUCAAUCAAGUGUGAAUUUUAGCAGUGAUUUUAUGGAUACAGAACAAUCAUUGGCAUCAACAUUAUCUUAUGGUGAAACCAUAGAUACAACAACAUAUAGUGUAGCUUUGAAUUUUACAAUUCAAGGAACUAAUAGUUCACUAACAUGGGAUGAUGAUCUACUGAACACCACUUCAACCACUUAUCAAGAACUAUCUCGAAAUGUUUGUGAACUACUUUUAGCAGCUAUGAGAUCAAUUUUAUCAUCUCUAUGGAUUGUUGAAUGUGGUACCAUAAAAUUCAGAAAAGGGUCCAUUGACGUUGAUGCUGAGCUUAUUUUAAUAGCGAAUUCAUCAUCAUUUGUUACAACACUUGAACCUACAUCAACUGUGUUAAAUGAUACUAAUAUAAUCAAAGGAAUAAAUGAGUAUGUUUCAACUGUGGAUCAAAAUAAUACAUUUGGAAUUUACAUUGAUCCAAAUUCAAGUAUCUCAUUAUCAUUGAUAACGAUAAGUAUGGAAUCAACAAUACCGUAUGACGAUCAGGUUAUAUCUGAUGUCAUAUCAUCUGAAACAUCUUCGUCUUCAGAUUUCCCAGUUAGUGUGUAUUCAACAAGUACAGGCGAUGUUUCUCCAUAUGAUUCAGUCUCAUCAAUGCUGACUAGAUUGAACAAGUCUUUGGAGUGGAAUGACAGUUUAUUGGAUCCUAGUUCCGAUUUAUAUCGAAAUUAUUCAGCUGAAAUUUGUAAUUUGCUUUUGGACAGCAUAUAUUCAACUAAUAUUGAGGGAAUAAUCAAUGUUAAUUGCACAGUUGUUGGCUUCUCGCGUGGAUCAGUUGUUGGAAAUGCAGUAUUAGUCAUCGACCAUAGUAGCACAAGUGGGAAUUUCUCAUCGACUGAAGUGACAAAAGACACUGUUCGAAAUGCUGUUGUGGCAUACAUAGCAGAAAUGGUUGCCAAUGGGUCGGAGCAAGUGUACUUCGAUACAUCAAGUGGCUUGACAGUAGAAACUGUAAUCGAUGUGGCAACCACUGAGGUGAUCACUGAAUCUCAGAAUACCGAAGAUAACAAGACUACGGGUAAGUAA